Pezoporus occidentalis (night parrot) is the source of this 2789-nucleotide messenger RNA. RefSeq names its product calpain 13 (gene CAPN13). The transcript is spliced from 22 exons. Bases 136 to 2229 code for a protein of 697 amino acids. NCBI's taxonomy places the organism in Eukaryota, Metazoa, Chordata, Aves, Psittaciformes, Psittacidae. The record is from RefSeq and is a predicted model, not a curated record. Gene Ontology annotation, cellular component: cytoplasm. Gene Ontology annotation, molecular function: calcium-dependent cysteine-type endopeptidase activity; calcium ion binding. Gene Ontology annotation, biological process: proteolysis.
AUAUCUCCCCGUGGUAUGAUGUCUGCAUGAAACUAUUACACCCAAGUCAGAUUGCUUGCUUUUGGCCUUGAACUUGAUUUCAACCUCAGUUACGUUUACUUAAGGCGCGGCAAAAGCUGCCCUAUAAAGGAGAACAUGGGUAGUGCCAGCCGGUUUGUCACUGUUGGUGUUGGCUGGAGAGUUACACCGGAGGCAUUGCAGGAAAGGAGCACAAUGUUUGCCCCUGGCUCUGGUCUAACGUCGGAGCGGGGCUGGCAAGCAGCAGGGACAACGGGAAGCCUCCAGAACCUGAAGAAAUUUAAUAACCAGGACUUCAACCACCUGCGAGCCUUGUGUUUGAGCCAAGGAGUGCUUUUUGAGGAUGCCACCUUCCCUGCUCAUGUCAGCUCCAUCGGUCCCAACCUGCUCCCAAAGGAUAAGCUGCGUCAAAUACAAUGGAAGAGGCCAACGGAACUGCAGAGAAAUCCUCAUUUGAUCAUAGAUGGAGUUAGCAGAUUUGAUAUCAUGCAAGGAGAAAUAGGUGACUGCUGGAUGCUGGCCGCCCUGGGCUCCCUGACACUGCAGAAGCAAUUUUUGGGAAACGUUUUACCAAGGGAUCAAGGAUUCCAGAAUGAUUAUGCUGGGAUUUUUCAUUUCCGGUUCUGGCAAUAUGGAGACUGGGUGGAUGUAGUGAUAGAUGACCGGCUGCCAUUCCUAAAUGGAAGAUACCUGUCUGUACACCCUCGAACGUCUAAUGAAUUCUGGCCAUCCUUGCUGGAAAAAGCAUAUGCCAAGUUGCAGGGUUCCUACCAGCACUUGCAUGGGGGCUACCCUUCUGAUGCUUUAGUAGACUUCACAGGUGGAGUCCAAGUACAGUUUUCCUUGAAGGAUCCUCCUCCUGAUCUGCAUGAGAUACUGAAGGCAGCUGACAAAUCUCAUUGUCUGAUGGGGUGUAGCACCUCAGGCCAGCUCAUGAGGAAUAUAGAGCUGAAGAAUGGGAUUGUACAGGGUCAUGCCUACACUGUCACUGGAGCUGAGAAGAUAUGCUACAAGAAUAGGUGGAUACACAUCAUCAGGAUCUGGAAUCCAUGGGGCCAUGGGGAGUGGAAGGGGGCUUGGAGUGAUAACUCUCCUCAGUGGGACCAUGUUGAGUCAAAAGACAGAGAAGCCCUCCUCAGAAACAAGGAUGAUGGAGAAUUUUGGAUGUCCUGUGAAAGCUUCCAGGAGCAGUUUUCCUGGCUGUAUAUAUGUAACAACACUCCAACGUUUCUGGACUUUGGAGAUCAGCACUGCACAGCGUGGUGUCUGGAGAGGCACAUCAACCUGUGGAGACCAGUCCUUGCCACUGGCAGGAGUAACUAUUCCUCAGGUGCAGUUUCAAUGAACCCUCAGUAUUUUUUCAAAGUGAUGGAUUAUGAACCAAAAACUUAUAACGUGGUAAUUUCACUCAUGCAAAAACAUGCUGAGAAUGCGCAGGAUGCAAAAAACCUGAAAAUUGGCUUUUUGAUCACCAUGGAGAACUCCAAAGUUCUGAAACAGACUUUUGCCCUGACUCGAGACGUGACCACCUACUUUAUCUUGAGCCCAGGAACCUACGCUGUUGUUCCUGCUGCAAUGGAGGACCAAGAAUUUGAAUUCCUUUUAAGAAUCUUCAUGAAGAAUCAAGAGUACAAUGAGAACUCAAACUCCCUACCCAGCCCAGUGCCACCAAUGGAUCUACCAAGACAAAACCAGGACAGUUCCUAUAAGGCUAUCUUCCUACGAUACGCUAAGCAGGGCUCAGAAAUCGAUGCCUCGCAGCUGCAAGAACUCCUUAAUGAAGUGAUCCUGCAAGAUGAAAUGACCAGCCUGGGGGGAAGAUUCAGCUUCGAUUCAUGCAGAGGCAUUUUAGCUCUGAUGGAUCUCAACUCGAACGGCCGACUCACACUGCAGGAGUUCGGGAGCCUCUGGCGAAGUCUCACUAAGUACACGGCUAUCUUCAGCAGGGAAGACAGGAAUCAGUCUGGAUUUCUGGAUAUAUCUGAACUGAAGAGUGCAGUACAGGCAGCAGGUCUGGCUGCUGAUGAUCAGCUCCUGCGCCUGAUGACCUUGCGGUACGGCGAUGCUGCCAGGAGAAUCGGCUUCUCUGACUUCGUGUGCUGCAUGCUGCGCCUUGAAACCAUGACCUAUGCAUUUCAAAACUUAGCAGAGGGCGGAUCACAGAUUUUGAUGACAGCAACAGAGUGGCUGACUCUUGUCAUGUACACCUAAAGAGAUGUCAGAGCUCAAUGUGGCUGGUGGCUUUUCUGCUCCUCUGCAGGACACAGCCCAAGGCCAUCCGACACAAGAGCCAUCCAUGGGGUGCUUGAAAAGCCACUGUGAAGGAGUGAAGCCAGGUUCCCCAUGGAUGUCUGCUUAUGCUUGAUGACACUCAGAUGUCAGGAUGAAGAGUCCUUUGCAGGCAAAGGGGAGCUGCUUUGGACAGAGAAGAGGAGAUAAUGAGAGAGCUCCAUGGGCGAGCUGCUAGUACUUAAUGGUCUGCUCAAGCUUGAAGUGCUGACUAUAAUAAUCUCCUUUCAUCUUCCUGUAAAUAGUAUGGCUGGUUCUCCUGUUAAUGCACAUUAGUCAGGAACAGCUCCAUUAACUCCAUGGCAAACAAGAAUAGAAUCAGGCCUUUUGGGGAAGGAGUGUAUCAAAUAGGUAACAAAAACAAUUAAGACACAGUUGUAUUUGAAUUAUUUCUUAAUUUGCUUGAGUGCUAUUUCUAAAUGCCAGAAAAAGGUUGAAGAAAUUAGUCAUAAUUCAUAAAUAGUGCCAGAAGCUUUGUGAUU